UCUUCCUCGUUCCAGCACUUGAGCGUUUAAAAAAUGAGAUAAGGUGAUAAAAGAAAAAUCUGAAUUCUGAAGUGGUUGGUUACACUUGACACAGUUAACAUAGCAUUGUACUUAGACUCUAAUGGCCGCAUCUCUAUCUUCUGUUAUCCAUAUCUACUUUGUUGACACUAAAACAACACGAACAAGAUUUAGUAUCACAACUCCAACCCUAAAAAAUCACAGAAGAUUUAUCACCAGUUGUUCCAAAUCAAAAUCAUCCAUUCCAGAUGACCAAAAAAACUCUUCUUUAUCCGAACAACUCGUUUCUCUUUCCAAUACAACCUUAUCCACUCACCCAGAAGACCAAGCCCAUGUUUUUUCAAAGCCAAAACCCACAUGGAUCAACCCCACUAAGGCUAAGCGUCCUGUGCUCUCUCACCAGAGACACAAACGCUCUUCUGUAUCAUACAAUCCACAUUUGAGAGAAUUUCAACGUUUUGCUUCAAAAUUGAACAAUUGUGAUGUCUCUUCCGAAGCCGAUUUCGUUGCUUGUUUGGAAGAAAUUCCGAGUUCCCUUACAAGAGAAAAUGCUCUCUUGGUGCUCAAUAAUUUGAAGCCAUGGCAGAAGACUUACAAAUUUCUUGAUUGGGUCAAGACCAAUAAUUUGCUUCCUAUGGAAACCAUAUUCUACAAUGUUACAAUGAAGGCUUUGAGGUUUGGGAGACAGUUUGGGAUAAUUGAAGAGCUUGCACACCAGAUGAUUGAUAAUGGAGUUGAAUUGGAUAACAUCACUUAUUCCACCAUUAUAUCAUGUGCUAAGAAGUGCAACCUUUUCGACAAAGCUGUGCAUUGGUUUGAGAGGAUGUAUAAGACUGGUUUGAUGCCGGAUGAGGUAACUUACUCUGCUAUUUUAGAUGUUUAUGCUAGAUUAGGUAAAGUUGAAGAGGUUGUUAGUUUGUAUGAGAGAGGGAGAGCAACUGGGUGGAAGCCUGAUCCCAUCACAUUUUCUGUGUUGGGGAAGAUGUUUGGAGAGGCUGGGGAUUAUGAUGGUAUUAGAUAUGUUUUGCAAGAGAUGAAAUCUCUUGGAGUGCAGCCUAAUUUAGUUGUGUAUAAUACUUUGUUGGAAGCAAUGGGAAAGGCUGGGAAGCCAGGGUUUGCGAGGAGUCUGUUUGAAGAAAUGAUUGACUCAGGGAUAGCCCCGAAUGAGAAGACUCUAACAGCAGUAAUUAAGAUAUAUGGAAAGGCUAGAUGGUCUAGAGAUGCUCUAGAAUUGUGGAAACGGAUGAAGGAAAACGGUUGGCCUAUGGAUUUUAUUUUGUAUAAUACAUUAUUGAAUAUGUGUGCAGAUGUUGGAUUAGUGGAAGAAGCUGAAACUCUGUUCGGGGAUAUGAAACAGUCUGAGUAUUGCCAGCCAGAUAGUUGGAGUUACACGGCUAUGCUCAACAUAUAUGGAAGUCAAGGAGAUGUGGAUAAGGCAAUGAAAUUGUUUGAAGAGAUGUCUAAGCUUGGUAUUGAACUCAAUGUAAUGGGGUGUACUUGUUUGAUCCAGUGUUUGGGAAAGGCCAUGCAAAUUGAUGAUUUGGUAAGAGUUUUUGAUAUUUCAAUUGAGAGAGGAAUUAGGUCGGAUGAUAGGCUAUGCGGUUGCUUGCUAUCUGUUGUGUCUAUGUCUCAGGGUAGCAAGGAUGAGGAAAAAGUUCUUGCUUGUUUGCAACGAGCUAACCCAAAAUUAGUUGCUUUUAUUCAACUUAUUGUAGACGAGGAAACUAGUUUUGAGACCGUUAAGGAAGAGUUUAAGAGUAUCAUGACCAAUGCUGUGGUUGAGGUUAGAAGACCCUUCUGUAACUGUUUGAUUGACAUAUGUAGAAGCAAAGAUCUUCUAGAAAGAGCCCACGAGUUGCUCUACUUGGGGACUUUAUAUGGAUUUUAUCCGAGUUUGCACAACAAAACACGAGAUGAAUGGUGUUUAGACGUUCGAACAUUGUCAGUUGGGGCAGCUCUAACUGCUCUUGAAGAGUGGAUGUGGACACUGGCCAAAAUUAUUAAGAAGGAUGAGGCACUACCAGAGUUAUUCUUAGCACAAACUGGUACUGGUGCUCAUAAGUUUGCCCAAGGACUUAAUAUUUCUUUUGCCUCUCAUUUGAGAAAGUUGGCUGCUCCAUUUAGCCAGAGUGAAGAUCAAGUUGGUUGUUUUAUUGCAACUAGAGAGGAUUUAGUCUCGUGGGUGCAGCAAUCAAACUCUCCGUCAUCAUCUAUUGCAACAUAAAGAUGGUGGAAAAGUUCAAUCACAUUCACCUUUACCGCUAUAGCUAAACAGUGAUACUGGAGUCUAUUCUAUCACUUGAAAUGUCAACAUGUGAGGAGUUGAAGCCAUAGGAUAUGAGUAUAUUGUUUUCCCCGUUCAUUAGAAUGUAAACACUCCCUAAAAUUUAGUAUUCCUUUUUGUUUCUCUGUUCAUUUUGUCCUGCAUCUUUCUAGUUUGUUUGUUUAUUUAUUUAUUUAUAGAUUGCAUCUUUCAAGUUUUGAUACACAUGAAAAUAUAUGUGUUUAAUGAUAAAUAGUUGUAUUUAUUUUGCA
Messenger RNA from Cicer arietinum (chickpea), 2553 nucleotides. Its product is annotated as pentatricopeptide repeat-containing protein At5g46580, chloroplastic. Gene Ontology annotation, cellular component: chloroplast stroma. NCBI's taxonomy places the organism in Eukaryota, Viridiplantae, Streptophyta, Magnoliopsida, Fabales, Fabaceae. The record is from RefSeq and is a predicted model, not a curated record. Gene Ontology annotation, biological process: positive regulation of translation. Gene Ontology annotation, molecular function: mRNA binding; rRNA primary transcript binding; protein binding.